Molecule: messenger RNA, 435 nt
Organism: Misgurnus anguillicaudatus (oriental weatherfish)
Lineage: Eukaryota; Metazoa; Chordata; Actinopteri; Cypriniformes; Cobitidae
Gene: ndufa1
Product: NADH:ubiquinone oxidoreductase subunit A1
Cellular component (GO): respiratory chain complex I
Source: RefSeq, a predicted model, not a curated record
UCUUUGCGGAAGUUGUUUUCGUGACCGUCAGGAGGGUAGACAUUUUGCCCCAUGUAGACGUCAACUUUGGAAGAUAAUUUUGAAUAACUCUUAACCACCACAAUUUCCUUCUGACCUUUUGCUGAAAUUUUGCCACAAUCAUGUGGUAUGAAAUAUUGCCCGGUUUUGCUAUUAUGACAGUUUGUCUCUUUGUUCCUGGUAUUGCAACUACUUACAUACACAGGUUCACUAGCGGAGGAAAGGAAAAGAGGAUUGCACGGAUUCCGUAUCACUGGUAUUUGAUGGAAAGAGACAAGAGAGUGUCUGGGAGUGGUAUACAUUACCAUUCAAAGGGACUUGAAAACAUCAAUUAAAGGACCACACAGCUUCCUCUUCAAGAUCUUUCAUGUACAUUUUGUUCAGCUGUCUAUUAAAAUGUUUUCUUUAAAUUAAUAA